GAAAAUUUUCUCGGGAAAUAAUCAACGAGAAAACUCGUCCCGCCACAGAAAAAGAGGCGACCUAUUUCUUGGUGUGUGAAGCCCCUGUUGCUCCACUUCGCAACUCGGCCACUAGUUUCUUUCUUCUUCCUGUGCUCUCUCUGUUCUCAACACAGUUGUCGUCCUUGACCCUUUUUUGGGUGUUUUUAUUUUUUGGCCCAAUCCCAUGGCUCUGAUCUCUGCUCAAGCUCUUCAUCUUCGACCACUUUCUCUACCUCCUCCUCCUUCAUAUCUAUCAGUUCAGUCUCAGUUUUCUCCGCUGGCACCUAUCAAGACUCCAGCUCAUCCCGUUUUCAGCAUCCACGGCCCAAAACCAGCAUGUCAAAUCAGCAGACAACGCGGCGGCGUCGUUCCGAAAGCAACGGUUUCCGAUUACAGCUCGACUAUCGGUGACAUCCUCGGCGAGGUUACCAUUUUCACCGCCUCUGGUGAGCCUGUCAAGUUCGAAGAUCUCUGGGAUCAGAACGAGGGAAUUGCUGUUGUUGCUCUUUUGCGGCACUUUGGUUGCCCUUGUUGUUGGGAACUUGCUUCAACUCUUAAAGAAUCAAAAGCAAGAUUUGACUCAGCUGGUGUAAAACUAGUUGCUGUUGGAGUUGGUGCUCCUAGUAAAGCUCGUAUACUUGCGGAGCGGUUACCAUUUCCAAUGGAUUCCCUUUAUGCUGAUCCUGAUCGCAAGGCCUAUGAUGUUUUGAGCUUAUACUAUGGAAUUGGCCGUACAUUCUUCAAUCCAGCCAGUGCUAAGGUGUUUUCAAGAUUGGAUGCCUUGCGGAAUGCAGUGAAGAACUAUACCAUCGAAGCAACCCCAGAUGACAGAAGUGGUGUAUUACAACAGGGUGGUAUGUUUGUCUUCAAAGGUAAGCAACUGCUGUUUGCAUGGAAAGAUGAAGGUACAGGUGAUCAUGCCCCACUAAGUGAUAUUUUUGAUAUCUGCUGCAAAGUUCCAGUCUCUUAAGCCUCACAACUACAAUCAAUUUUUAAAAUGUUGAGGUUGCUGCUCAAUUCGUUUGGAUCGUCCAUGUGAAAUGUUAUAUCUCAACUUUUAUGAAGAACUACGCAGAAACUGUUAGUCUCUGCCUGUUAUGCCAAGUUCUGUAGGAUCACCAAUCUUUACACAUCCUGUAUAGUGAAAUAGGCGUUAAUUGAUUAGCUUAUUGUAAUCCUGUAGAAUGCCAAGCAUUUAAAUAAAACCACUUGUAACCAAUAAAAUGUAUAGGUUGUAUAUUGUGGGUAUCUUAUUUAUUUAUUUAUUUUGA
Molecule: messenger RNA, 1292 nt
Organism: Ziziphus jujuba (common jujube)
Lineage: Eukaryota; Viridiplantae; Streptophyta; Magnoliopsida; Rosales; Rhamnaceae
Exons: 7
Coding region: 206-991 (261 amino acids)
Molecular function (GO): antioxidant activity
Source: RefSeq, a predicted model, not a curated record